Messenger RNA from Rhagoletis zephyria (snowberry fruit fly), 751 nucleotides. RefSeq lists its product as uncharacterized. NCBI's taxonomy places the organism in Eukaryota, Metazoa, Arthropoda, Insecta, Diptera, Tephritidae. The record is from RefSeq and is a predicted model, not a curated record.
UGUGCGGUGGUCUUUACAAACAUCCGUGAACAAUUGUUAACUGCAGCGUAUAGAACCGAUUUAUGUAAACGAAUUUAACUUUUAACCAGCAUGAAAUAUCUAUAAAAACAAGGGGUUGCGAGUCGCACCAUCAGUUUCACUUAAAAGUUUAGCCGGAAACCAUAGAAAAUGUUUAAAACCUGGAUAGUUUUAUAUUUGAUUGUUUGCCCGAGUUUGCAGUUCUACUCUCAACAGGUGUCCUCAGCUCCGUUAGGAAAUGCAUUUAAUUUUAAUCCCGAGCAUUUCUUCAACACUUUUGCAAUGCACUAUCCACAAUUAAGCGACUCUUUUAAGGAGGUUCUCACCUCGGGAAAUAAUGUUUUAACCCAAUUUUCCUCAAUUGCGGACUCACUGUUUGGGAACAUCAAUUUACUUCAGAAUUUUAUCGAUGAAUUCGUGGACACGUCAUCUGAUGCUGAUUCUAAGAGUGAAACUGAUCUGAUAAUGAAGUUGUUUGAAGAAUUGCUGAAUGUUUAUGAUGACUCAUCAGAGGAGUUUUAAAUAUUUGAGACACCAAUGAAUCCACAAAAAAGUGUUGACGUGGCUGAUUUGUUUGGGUUAAAAUAAAAGCAUAAAGUGUUAAUUAACGCUGAAACGAAUUUUUGAGUUAAAGGAAAAUAUCCUAUGAGUUUAUGGUGUGACUUAGUUAUUCUUAAAAUACUUAUUGGUAAAAUAUGGCGGAAAAAAUGUUACGUAUUAAAAAAUUUGCCUA